Anthonomus grandis grandis is the source of this 793-nucleotide messenger RNA. It is a transcript of the gene Mp20, whose product is annotated as muscle-specific protein 20. The transcript has 3 exons. The coding region runs from base 139 to 693 and encodes 184 amino acids. Gene Ontology annotation, molecular function: protein binding. The record is from RefSeq and is a predicted model, not a curated record. Lineage: Eukaryota; Metazoa; Arthropoda; Insecta; Coleoptera; Curculionidae.
GACGUGGAAAAUCCAGUAGGACGAUCAAAAAUACGACCUCGUAUAUAAGCGACACUUCGCUUCGGCACGCAGUUUAGUCGGGUGUGGAAUUUCGUUGGUUUAUUUAAUAAUUGCAGUCCAGUGCGGAACAGCCUAAUCAUGUCUCUGGAACGUCAGGUCCAAGCCAAACUCGCGGCAAAACGUAACCCAGCGCAAGACAAAGAGGCCCAAGAAUGGAUCGAGACCAUCUUGGGGGCUAAAUUCCCCCCUGGCCAGGCUUACGAAGAUGUCAUCAGAGACGGUACCAUUUUGUGCCAGUUGAUCAACAAACUGGCUCCAGGUUCUGUUCCGAAGAUCAACACCAGCGGCGGACAGUUUAAGUUUAUGGAAAACAUCACCAACUUCCAGGCGGCAAUCAAGAAAUACGGAGUGGCCGACAUCGACGUGUUCCAAACCGUAGACCUGUGGGAGAAGAAGGACAUCGCCCAAGUGACCAACACCCUCUUCGCUUUGGGUCGUCAGACGUACAAGCACAGCGAGUGGCCUGGACCGCACCUUGGACCCAAACCCUCUGACGAGAACAAGAGGGAAUUCACCGAGGAACAAUUGAAGGCCGGCGAGAGCAUCAUCGGCCUCCAGGCCGGACAGAACAAGGGAGCCUCCCAGGCGGGUCAAAACAUCGGUGCCGGCAGGAAGAUCAUCCUUGGAAAGUAGAUUUUUCUUGAUGAUGAAGAAGAUUUUUUAUACUACCUUUAUGUGUAACUAAUUUUAUUGUAUGUUUUAUUUAAUAUAGAUAACAAUUAUUUUUAUUUAA